Molecule: messenger RNA, 1440 nt
Organism: Toxoplasma gondii ME49
Lineage: Eukaryota; Apicomplexa; Conoidasida; Eucoccidiorida; Sarcocystidae
Product: NEK kinase
Exons: 3
Coding region: 1-1440 (479 amino acids)
Biological process (GO): protein phosphorylation
Molecular function (GO): ATP binding; protein kinase activity
Source: RefSeq, a predicted model, not a curated record
AUGGAAAAGUACGAGUUAAUCCGUCAUAUCGGGCGCCCCCGGCAAGGUAACUGCGCUGCUUUAAUGCUUGCGCAAGAAAGGGACAGCUCCAAAAUAUAUGCUGUCAAAGUGGUUUCUUUGUCUCAACUGGGAAUUGAAGGUUAUUCGAGGGGCACACUGGAGUCGGCUUUAAAGGAGGUUGAGAUGUUUUCAGACUUAUCUCACCCAUUCAUUGUGAACUGUAGACGCACUUUUGUGGAGGGUGGACAGUUGUAUAUCGUGUUGGACUACGCCGAUGGGGGCGACCUCCACGGCCGAAUAGUUCGGAUGAGGGCAAAACAUUCGUUGUUCGACGAAAGCACCAUUCUUCGGUGGUUUGUGCAGCUUUGCUUAGCCGUAAAUUUUUUGCAUGAGAAGAACAUUGUGCAUCGAGACAUACAGUCGAGAAACGUCUUCCUGGACGGCCAUGACCCCGGCUCAGUGAAACUCGGAGAUAUUGCAAUUCCAAGGGUCCUUCAGAAUAGGCAAGACCUCGCCAGCACGUCAGUUGCCACUUCUGGCUACGUUUCGCCAGGGACAUGCGAAGAGAGGCCGUACAGUUUCAAGUCCGAUGUCUGGUCACUAGGGUGUAUCCUGUAUGAGCUCGCCUGCCUGGAACUUCCUUUCGAUGGAGCUUCAGUACAAGCUGCUGUCGGGUCAAUCGGGAAAAGACAGUUCAAUUCAGUGAACCCGAAGUAUUCAGAAGCUACAGCGAAACUUAUCGAAGAGAUGCUCUCCGACGACCCGGGCAAACGACCGACAACAGCCCAAAUCCUAAGUAGACCACACCUUCAAUCGCACUUACAGCUUAUUUUACGAGAGAAGAAACUCAUAACAGCGCCGCCUGCUCCAGAGUCGUCAGAAAGAGAUAGGAUUCGCCAGAUUCAGAACGAACUUCUGGGGUUCCACGGCACGCUGCAUGUAUUAAAAAGCCAAGGGCCAAGCUGUCGGCACCUCGAGGCAGAAGAGGCUGACGCAGUUCCAUCUCCACUGUCUUCUAUCCCCCCCUUGCAGUUCACAGGCAGUGACAUGCCUUUGACGCAGGCUACACAAACGUGUGAUAGCCCCGGUGAUGAACAAAGCGGGAAGAUUGAGUGGAACCUACAGCAGGAGACUCCCACCAACGUAGCUGACAGUUUCUCUGUACCUGUGCACAACGGUGUACCGAGAUCUGAUGGAACGCGAAAUGCGGCCGAAGACGUGAAGCGCGAGAGUAGCAAGCAGAAGGAACAGUCUCUGCGACAUCAUGAAGAGGAACUCAGCAAUAUUCGACAGCAAUAUCAGCGGGACAGGUGGCGUCUCGCCGAGAAACACCGACAGAGGAUUGAGCGCAGCUACGAGUACAACGCAGACACAAACGAACCCGACAAAGCCAAGCAGGUCUGUCAAUCAUUUAUAACACCCAAAGUGCCCAGACGGUGA